Tachysurus vachellii is the source of this 4181-nucleotide messenger RNA. It is a transcript of the gene gpr155a, whose product is annotated as G protein-coupled receptor 155a. Gene Ontology annotation, cellular component: membrane. The record is from RefSeq and is a predicted model, not a curated record. Lineage: Eukaryota; Metazoa; Chordata; Actinopteri; Siluriformes; Bagridae. The transcript is spliced from 16 exons. Bases 292 to 2766 code for a protein of 824 amino acids. Gene Ontology annotation, biological process: transmembrane transport; intracellular signal transduction.
AAUGGAUAUAUGUUGACAAUCUGAGUUGCGCGGUCCUAUAAUAAAUGUAUCAAGUUUCCUUCUGACAUGGAAAUAUUCUUGACAUUAAAAACACGUGGAUUUGAACGGUUUUUCAACGUGGGCGAAACUGGUUUAAACAGGACAGAAAGUAUCUUGAUCUCCUUGUGCUCUCCAUGUGGGGCUACAGUGCUGUUCCAGGACCAGGAGACCUUGUAAGGUUCAACACUUCACUACAGCCAGACUGGCUGAAACUUUAAGCUCCACAUCUGAAGGCUUUGGAUCACCAACAGGAUGGAUGUCCUUUCAAACUCUGUCUCCAUGUCCAACCACGUACAUGGUGAAGACGUCUCAUCUGUCCCUCAUCCUGCCAUGUCUAUCGAUAAACUCUUGCCUGCUCUCCUUGAGUGCUUUGGUAUCAUACUAUGUGGCUAUGUUGCUGGACGGGCCAAUAUCAUCACCUCCACCCAGGCCAAAGGUCUGGGGAACUUUGUAUCUAAAUUUGCCCUUCCAGCACUGCUGUUUAAGAACAUGGUGCUGCUGGACUUAGGUGAUGUCAUCUGGCCGUUUCUUUGGAGCAUCUUAGUGGCCAAAGUGACUGUGUUUUUUGUUGUUUGUGUACUGACCUUACUGGUUGCCAGUAAAGACAGCCGGUACUCCAAAGCUGGACUUUUCUCCAUAUUUGCCACCCAGAGUAAUGACUUUGCCUUGGGAUACCCUAUAGUUGAAGCUCUAUACAGAAACACCCAUCCUGAGUAUGUCCAGUAUAUCUACCUGGUGGCACCAGUCUCACUCAUGGUGCUCAAUCCUAUCGGGUUUGCGUUUUGUGAGGUCCAGAAAUGGAAACGCGACCAGCGUCAGCAGCAGAGUAAGCUUCAUGUGGUUGGUGUGGUCUUUAUUCACGUUCUCAAGAAUCCCAUUGUCUUCAUGGUGAUAAUCGGGAUUGUAGCACACUUUGCUAUCGGCCCAAAGAUCCCAGAUUUCAUGCAGGAGUUUGUGGAUGGUUUGGCCAACUCUUUUGGAGGAGCAGCGCUGUUUUAUCUGGGUCUGACCAUGGUGGGGCAGCUGAAGAAACUAACCAGGUCUACUGUGGUGGCCCUCAUACUGCUCAUCACUGCCAAAUUACUGGUGAUGCCGCUGAUUUGUAGAGGUAUGGUGGAGGUUUUGGACAGAGGGAAUAUUAGCUCUCAAAACCAGAGCAGUCUGUCUAACUAUGCUUUCCUCUAUGGCGUUUUCCCCACUGCACCCAGUGUGGCCAUUUAUGCCAGUCACUACAGCAUGGAGCUGCAGGUGAUGACAUCAGGGAUGGUGAUCUGCACAUUCCUCUCUGCUCCUAUAAUGUACGUGUCUGCGUGGCUGCUGACUAUUCCCUGGAUGGACCCAAAACUACUAGAAUCAGCGCUACAGAACAUUAGCUUUAACAUCAGCAUCGUCAGCCUUGUCGCUCUAGUGUGGUGUAUUGCUGUCAGUGUAAUGAGUAAAAAGUUUUGCAGACGUCCUCAUAUCUUUACCAUCAAUCUGUUCAUGGCUCAGCUGGGGGUAUGUGUAGGUAUGGUUGCUUGGAAAUUUGUGGUGGUUCAGGAUAGCUUUGUUGGUCAGGUUUUGACCUUUACUCUACUCUACGGCUCACUCUACAGCACUUACCUUUGGCCAGGUCUGAUAGCUCUCUCUCUCUUCCUGCUGAGGAGGGACGAGGAGCUAAAUGUACAGCCUGGUGUUUUGAUGCUAAUUGGUUGGGGACUGCCAGGCGUAGCAAUAAGUAUCCUUCUCAUGGUGGGAGAGAAGAUGUCAGACACUAUUGACUCUGCCUUCUUUUUCGGCCCAGCACAGGUUGUAUGUACAGUGGUCGUGUUGGGUGUAGGUAUAGCUGUAGCCGGAAUCUCCCUCAUGCUGCUUAGCAGAGGUGCACAGGAAUAUCAAACUCUUGAGCAUGGCCCACUAAAUGCCACUGAAGAGGACCUCAGGACUGACACCAAUGCACAAAUACAGAGCAAUGUUCAGCAGAUCAACAUAGAGGAUGGUAUUAGGAGAGGGUGUCAGAAUUGUGAGUGCAACCUUUCUUCAAUUCAAGCAAUAUCUAAUAAUAUUUGCAACAGCACUGUGAUGGAAACACCUAUACAGCCAGGUCAUUGUGGGAGCUGCUGUGACUCCUCUCAUUGUUUACUGGUAAAAGAGGAACAGAAGCAGCAGACUGCUGACAGACAGGUAGCCAGACAUGUUCUCCUCUGUCUGCUACUCACAGUUAGCCUCCUGGCUAAUAUCUCCAGCUACCUCUGGUGGCUCUUCAGUCCAGUUCCAGGCAGACUCUACUUAGAGCUGCAGUUCUUCUGUGCUGUGAUCAACUUUGGCCAGGGUUUUAUAUCAUUUGCCAUUUUUGGUCUUGACAAACAUUUAAUCCUUAUACCAUUUAAAAAGAGAUUAGCACGUCUAAUGCAGACACAGGGACAGGAAGCAGAAGGUUCUUCUAGUGUAUCUGAGGAGAUCAAGCUCACCUGUAGUCAGUUUCUCAAGUACCAUAAAGAACAAUGUGCCCAGGAUAUUGUCCAGAAAAAGAGGUGUGGGGAGCACAGUGUAGCGCACACAUUUCUUGGCAGUGAAAUGGUGCUGUGGCUGCAGACUGUUGGAUUGGCCAGUGACCAGGGGGAGGCGCUGCUCUAUGGCACCCGCCUGCUGGAAGGUGGAGUCAUUCACCAUAUCACUCAUGAUUACGAUUUCCAAGAUGACAACCUGCAUUACUGUUUCACAGACGUCUGUGUGGUCCAUCACUGAAGCAAGAUGAACGUUGUGUAGUGUGAUUUAUGGCUUGGUGUGUAUUACACUUGGUGUAAACUGACUUGUUUACAGGAAGAAAAGGGAAGCAAUUAACUCUGUGCUGCUUUGACAAGUGAACUAUAUUUACAUAAUGUGUCAAGUUGUACUACGGUACAGUGCACUGAAUAGUUCAAAUGUAAGACCCUCAGCUUAAAGAAAUGUUAUGUUAUAAAGCAUGUUAUGUUAUAUAGCAUGUCCUGCUACAAGUCUUCUAACAGAUAUUCUAAUGUCAUAACAGACAUUUUUCUUGGAAAAUGUAAGUAUGUUUAGUAGCAUAUGAUUGCUGACCACUUUAAUAGGAACACCAGUACAACUGCACAUCCAUAAGAUUGUGAACAUGCAGUUCUUCAUUUAAUUUUCACACAUCAGAAUGGAGAAAAAGUGUGAUCUUUGCUGUGACAUGGCUGUCUGUGCUAGAUAGGCUGGUGUGAAUAUUUCAGAAACUGAUGAUCUCAUACAGAACAUCCUUGAAAGUUGGGCAAGCAAAUCCAUACUGUAUGCUACAGGCUGAAACGUUUGAGAGUGAUUUAAAAGAGAAUGACCAGAAGUGCCUGAGCUGACAGGAAAUUACUAGCAAGACUUGAAAAAGACCAGGUGACACCUCCUGUCAAUAUCUUAAACACUCCAGUGUGUCCAGUACGUAACGUGGUGCUCUGCUGUUGUAGCCUGUCCACCUCUGCAUUUUGAACCAUUCUGUGAACUCGAGAUGGUUGUGUGUGAACAUUCCAUCAGUUGUUUCUGUAAUACUCAAAACAGCCUUUCUUGCAUUAACAACCACAAUUUUUGGUGUGAACAUUAACUGAAGCUCUUGACCAUAAAGGUCAAUGCAUGUGUUGCAUUGCUCUGCUGCCACAUGACUGGUUGAUUAGAUAACUAUGGAGGUUCUCCUAAUAAAGUACACUAGAGUUCUUCCACAAAGAUCAAUACAAAAACAUGUUUCUGUAAAAACACUCAGGGGGAAAAGUUUAUUUGUACCAUUCAUUAUUCUUUAUGAUUCAUAGGUUAGGAUUCCAAUUAUAUUGCCAUUGUCAAGUUACAUUGUCCCAUUACAGUGUUCAAAAGACAUUCAACAUCACUAAUACAUGUAACACAUUGUACGAGUGUGCCAUAGCAGUACAUGUCCUGUUAAGGAUGUAAUGAUCAAUUGAUGUGUUUCCUCUGAAGCCUGAGGAAAUGGGGCUGUUGUAUUUUUUUGUGUGUACCGUUUAAUAUAAGCCACCUCAAAACCUAAGCAUUAAUUGAAACCUGGCAGUAUCUGAUGUUAACAGACUAUUUUUGGUACUUUAUUUAUUAGAGGUACAGUUGUUUAUUCUUACAUUGCACAGCCUUACUAUUUCAUUUGGGUAUCAAAUAAACCAUUUUUUCAAAGUGCA